Molecule: messenger RNA, 1518 nt
Organism: Aspergillus ochraceoroseus IBT 24754
Lineage: Eukaryota; Fungi; Ascomycota; Eurotiomycetes; Eurotiales; Aspergillaceae
Exons: 3
Coding region: 410-1495 (361 amino acids)
Biological process (GO): steroid biosynthetic process
Molecular function (GO): 3-beta-hydroxy-Delta5-steroid dehydrogenase (NAD+) activity
Source: RefSeq, a predicted model, not a curated record
UUUUCUUUUUUUCUUUCUUUUUUUGGUUCUUGUGAAACGAUAUUCUUCUCCCUCCGUAAUCUGUACAGCCCCCAGUCGAUGGACGGCUUACCAGUUACUCCGAGGUCCUGUGAUCUUGGUUGUUGAGCGAGAAUAACUUCCUUCAUUCUCCUCAGCUGUCGUUCAUCAUCUUUCUAUGAGUGGAUGGCCACCGCAGAAACCAUCUUGAUAGCAAUCGUUUAGUUUGCUGUAUGACUUCUUUACUAUCUGUAGGUGAGCUGCCCUUUCCCUGCAUUCUUGAUAUUAACUGCGGGGGGAACAGGACAGGCGAGGCAAUCUAAGGCCUGGUCAAUCCGAGUCUCACUACUCAGUUGUGGCUAAUCCAGGAAGAGGGGCGAAAAGAUAAGCUGCAUAUUCUGGAGUGGUCAAAAUGUCUGGAGGUGCUGUGCGUAUUCAGAACAUUGUCAUCUCGGGCGGAUGUGGGUUUGUGGGCGCAGCCACCGCAAGAGCUUUCGCGGAGAGAUACGCGGACUGUGCCAUCACUAUCAUCGACCUACAUCCUCCCAACCCGGCGCAUCCCGUGCCAGAUCACACCUCCUUCAUUCAAUUAGACAUCACCAAUGCUGACCAAGUUAGCAAGGCAUGUCAACAAGUGAGGCCAGAUGUCGUAAUUCACACGGCUGGCCUUGUUCCUGUCCUUGCUGAGCGGUUUGGAAGAGGGCUGGAGAAAGAUGUGUGGAGAAUCAAUGUCGAAGGAACUAGGAAUAUGCUUGCGGCGGCUAAAGAGAGUGGAGUAAAAGCUUUCGUUUACACCAGUACCUGCUGCGUCGUGACGGAUCAAAUGGGGAUGCCCUACCCGAACAUUGAUGAGCGAUGGCCUACACCCCGUACAUCUCUCAUCUAUGGGGAGUCCAAGGCUGCCGCCGAGGCCAUGGUCCUUCAAGAAUCCUGCAAUACGAUGGCUACUUGCGCUCUCCGGCCUUCCGUCCUUUGUGGACCUGGCGACUAUCAAUUAGUCCCCGCAAUUCAUGCGUGUAUCGCAAAGGGCGAGACUCCUUUUGUCAUUGGGGAUGGAUUCAACCUAUGGGAUGUCACCUAUGUCACCAACAUUGCAGAUGCCCAUGUCUUAGCCGCAGAGAACUUAACUUCUUUCAGGACUGCCGCUGGGGAAGCAUUCUUCAUCCAGAACAACGAGCCCAUCGCCUUCAGGGACUUCUGCCUGGCGAUAUGGACCCAUUUCGGUCAUACUCCGCCUUUUGAGAUCCAUAUCCCCCAAGGAUUGGCUUAUGCCGUUGGUUUGAUAUCUGAGUGCUUAACAUGGGUCUUCGGUAAGACGACAACCCUGAGUCGCGGUAGCGUGAGGGAUGCAUGCGCCGUUCGAUAUGCCAAUGGGGAAAAGGCAAAGCGGAUUUUGGGGUACGAACCGCGGGUUGGGAUUGAGGAUGGUAUUAGAAUGAGCUGCGAGGAAUAUGCCUGUCGCCUGGGAAUUGUGCUCCCGUCGCAAAGGAAACAAUAGCCCCCGACUUAACGUGCUGCGAG